AUGGUCGAAUACGAACUGCAGGCGUGGGAGCCGCAACUUCCAAAAGAAGAAGCUCAUGGCACACCAAACGACAGCCCAUUGCGACAUCAAGAAAAGCAAGAAGACAACAGUUCCGCCCUAGGAUCUUCGGCCCACGAGCCGAUUUCCCCAAAGAAGCAAAGUUUCGUCCGACGCUUCUGGAGCGAGCAGAUCAGCGUUGUAGUGGAUUUCGACAGCUGUCGUGAUCAUCUAGCGCUUGAGCGGACUUUCCUAGCGUAUCUCCGUACAGGAGUCGCGACAGCAAUCCUCGGAACCAUCGUCGCCCAACUAUUUGCCCUGCAACAAGCAGAUUUAGGAUUCGGAUACGCCAUGCUUGGUAAGCCUCUAGCCACCGUAUGCUAUGGUCUUUCGAUAUGCACAACCCUGCUCGGUGCCUGUCGGGCUUGGAGGCUUCAAAAGGCAAUGCUUCGCGGAAAGGCGAUCGCCGGCGGGUUUGAGGUCACGUCACUCGCUGUGGGAUUCUUAGCGCUCGUUCUCAUCUUCUUCGGUCUUUUGAUAGCCUUGGACAUUGUCAAGGAAUCGACAGUAAAGUAA
Messenger RNA from Colletotrichum aenigma, 573 nucleotides. RefSeq lists its product as uncharacterized. The transcript has 4 exons. NCBI's taxonomy places the organism in Eukaryota, Fungi, Ascomycota, Sordariomycetes, Glomerellales, Glomerellaceae. Bases 1 to 573 code for a protein of 190 amino acids. The record is from RefSeq and is a predicted model, not a curated record.